AUGACGUGUCCAUUUCGCCGCGCCUCCUCACAGCAUCAGUUCGCUAACGGUGCCGGCUCAGCGGGCAAAAAACCGGAGUUCCGGUCGAGACAGUCCUCUGUCCACCUUCCUGGGCCUGAUGAGGAGAAUGGCGAGAAGAAUACAUUGACCCUUAAGAAUCUGAGUGAGGCGUUACAGUUACUUACUGCACCAUCGAAUGAAUGCCUACACUCAGCAGUGACGUCACUAACGAAGAACCAAGCAGAACAUUACGACAAAUACAAUUGUCUCCGAAGACUACCAGAUGAUGUAAGGAAAUGUAGAAAUUAUGCGUACUUGCAAGAAAUAUACGACGCGGUAAGAGCGACUGAUAGUGUAAACACAAAGGAUUUUAUGGCAAAAUUAGGAGAAUAUUUAAUAUUAACAGCAUUCUCGCAUAAUUGUCGACUGGAGAGGGCGUUUAAAUGUUUAGGCACUAAUUUGACUGAAUUUUUGACAACACUUGAUAGUGUACAUGACGUGUUACAUGACCAAGACGACGCCCUAAAAGACGAGGCGACGGAGUACGAAGCUGCCUUUGUUUGUACUACCUCCCAAGAAGGCAAGAUUGAGUUACACCUGACGACAGAGAGCGAACCAGUGGCAUAUUUACUAGUGGGCAGCUUGAAGGCCAUCGCCAGAAGAUUGUACGACACACAGACAAAUAUAAGACUGACGAGUUAUACUAACGAUCCUAGGAGAUUUAGAUACGAAAUCAAUGCAAAUCCACUCCGCCAGAAGUCAAGAGAUGACAACUGUGAACAGAAUGAAUCUGUCUCUAUAGCAUCCUCUAGCAACGUGGCUGACUUGAAAAUCGGUGUGGCUGGCUUCUGUAAAGCAUUCCCAUGGCACUUUGUUACGGAUAAACGACUCGAGUUGGUGCAGUUGGGUGGUGGUUUUAUGCGCCUAUUCGGGACAUUUCUAGCAACACAUGGAUCGUCACUCGGCACUUACUUCAGACUACUACGCCCCAGAGGCGUGCCACUUAACUUUCGUGAUAUUAUGAAGCGUGUUAACACCCCCUUCAUGUUCUGCUUGAAGAUACCAGGCUCUGCAUCACCGGCCGAGGGUCUCGAGAUUAAAGGCCAGAUGGUAUUCUGUCCUGAGUCUGAUUCUCUGCUUUUUGUGGGGUCUCCGUUCCUGGAUGGAUUGGAAGGUCUUACAGGAAGAGGUCUCUUCAUAUCGGAUAUACCUCUCCACGAUGCAACCCGAGAUGUCAUACUUGUUGGAGAACAGGCACGGGCUCAGGACGGUUUACGGAGAAGAAUGGAUAAAUUAAAGAAUUCAAUAGAAGAAGCAAGUAAAGCAGUGGACAAGGAACGAGAGAAGAAUGUCAGUCUUCUCCAUCUUAUAUUCCCACCGCAUAUUGCUAAACGAUUAUGGUUAGGUGAGAAGAUAGAAGCGAAAAGCCAUGAUGAUGUCACGAUGCUAUUCAGCGAUAUUGUUGGCUUCACAUCCAUCUGUGCAACAGCGACCCCCAUGAUGGUCAUAGACAUGCUGGAGGAUUUAUAUUCUGUAUUCGACAUAUUCUGUGAAGAGUUGGAUGUAUAUAAGGUGGAAACUAUAGGCGAUGCCUAUUGCGUUGCUAGCGGUUUACAUAAGAAAAUAGAUACACAUGCGCCUCAAAUUGCAUGGAUGGCGUUACGUAUGGUUGAAACUUGUGCAGAACACCUCACACAUGAAGGGAAUCCCAUUAAGAUGCGUAUUGGUCUUCACACCGGGACAGUGUUAGCUGGUGUGGUCGGCAAAACAAUGCUGAAGUACUGCUUGUUCGGGCACAACGUUACACUCGCCAACAAGUUCGAAUCUGGCUCUGAACCAUUGAUGAUUAAUGUCAGUCCCACUACGUAUGAGUGGUUAAUAAAAUUCCCGGGGUUUGAGAUGGAGCCGAGGGAUAGAUCGUGCCUACCUAAUUCCUUCCCCAAGGAUAUACCGGGGACAUGUUACUUCCUACAUAAGUACAAACAUCCGGGUACAGACCCGGAGGCGUCGCAGGUUAAACAUAUACAAGAUGCCUUAAAGGAUUUCGGGAUCGGCCAAGCAAAACCUGGGGAUGUCGAUAGCGAGGAACCUACUUAG
Messenger RNA from Achroia grisella, 2097 nucleotides. RefSeq names its product head-specific guanylate cyclase (gene Gycalpha99B). NCBI's taxonomy places the organism in Eukaryota, Metazoa, Arthropoda, Insecta, Lepidoptera, Pyralidae. The record is from RefSeq and is a predicted model, not a curated record. The transcript has 14 exons. Gene Ontology annotation, cellular component: guanylate cyclase complex, soluble. Gene Ontology annotation, biological process: response to oxygen levels; cGMP biosynthetic process. Bases 1 to 2097 code for a protein of 698 amino acids. Gene Ontology annotation, molecular function: heme binding; guanylate cyclase activity.